AGCAGGAACUAUCUCCAUGCGUGCUACGCAACGACACUAAUUUCCCUCAGAUCAGAGAAGCUUUAGACGCACGACAGGCAAGACCGCCGCUAUUUUGAACCAGUCGUUCUCGUCUGUUGCUGGCCGAGGCUAGGUUAAUGGCGCAUUUCGAGGCUUCCAUGAACCAACUCGACGUAGACUGCCUCGCGACUAUCUUUUCGUUCCUAACUCCCGCGCAAAUCUGCCGCUUUGCGCACGUGUCGCGCACGUGGUCGGCAGCAGCAGCGUCUGACGUCAGCUGGGGCCGCCUUCUUCCCCCUCUUUGCGGCUCGCCGUGCUUCCAGAAAGCCCUUGAGGCGCAUCGCGUAACGGCAUGUUCGAGAUGCCGGCUGACGUCAGCCUCCCCUCGUGAUGACGACAGCAGCAGCUCCUCUAGUGGCGGGCCGAGCAGAAUAAUGUGCCGCAGUAGCAGCAAUGAUGACGUCAGCAGCAGCAGCAGCAGUGUUGACGCCAGCAAUAGAUGCAGCAGCGGCAGCAGUGAGGGUUGUAGAUGCCACGUCAGCAGUUUCACACAGAAAUGGGUGUGUCAGAAGCUUUGUGAAGGGGUUUACGUGGACGAUGGCCGCUUCCACGUAAGCAUGGACCCGUUCACCGCUACAGUCACAACCUGUGUGAAUGUAGCGAAGGUGCUUGAAGUUGUGGGCAUGGGAUCAAACGGUGGUGAUGCUGACGAUGCACUUUCCACAGAAUGGUUCCUUGAGACGGGUCGUACGGCGCCUAAUAACGAGGAUCCUCAAAACGAGGAGCGAGGACCACGUGGCAGGCCACAGCGACGCAGAAAUGGCCGAAAUCGGGGCGGAAGAGGACGAGCUGCUUAUAACGCGGACGGGGGCGCCGCAGCAGCAAGAAACAACUCUCCCCAUGGAAAUAUUAGUCGAAGUGAAAACCCAAACCCUAAUGUGGGGGAAGUCGGCAUUCCAGGCGCAAUUUUCCCCGCGUCAGUCCCCCACCUGUUUUCCGCCAUCCGCUUUCUUAUCAGGGGCGACAUUGCGCUCCCCUUUCCCCUCCGCCCGGGCGCGUACGAGGCGGAGUGGCGCAUUGCGCGCGACCCCGCAGAGGGCGAGUGGAAGCAGGCGGAGGAGCGGCUGUUGCGGGAGGCGGAGUGGGCGGAGGGCGCGGAGGCGGAGGCCUGGCGGGAUUUGGGUUUGGGGGCAGUCAGCGGGGAUGACGCGCGCGGAAAGGGAAGGGGGAAGGGGAAAGGGCGGAAAGGAAGGAAAAUGGACAAAUCCGCGGAUCUGGUGGGCGCUCUACGAAGCAUCAGGGGGAUUGGGCGGAGGGGGCUAGGCGUGCAAAGUAGGGGAUGCGGGGACUUGGCUGCAGGGGGCUCGGCGUCGGAUUUGACCGCCGGAUCAAAUCACCGGGACACGGCAAGGGGUGUUGGUUCAGUGAAGGACGAGCUUGAGCAGGCGAUGGAUGACGUGGCAGCGAAGCUGGCGUUUUGGCGAAGCACUCAGCAGCGAAGCGGCUUUAAGUGCUGGGAGGAAUGGCCGCUCACGAGCGGCGCGCAAGUGGUAGUCGGGGGAGGGGAGGAGAGGGAGGAUAGGAGGGAGGUGGGAGACAACGGAGAGGAAGAAGAGGAAGACGAGACGAGGAGGGAGCGCGAACUGGCGUGGGAAGAAUUUUACGGGAAUCCUGUCGAGAAACGAACUUACGUGAUGUGGAAAGAUACAGUUUCUACACUACCGGACUGGACGCAUCUGGAGGCAGGCGUUUUGCUUAUAAAGGGGGAAUUUCAACGGGACAUUGCGGUGAAUGCACGUGUGCGGAUGAGAUUGUGGGAGGCGCAUAGCGGACGCGAUAAGAGGGGGAUGUUUGUUGACUGCGUUGUGCUUAGGGAGACCGGCAUUCCUUGCGAGUGCUUAUGGUAGGUUAUUAUAGACUGCUAUGAAGCUUAGA
This is a messenger RNA of Closterium sp. NIES-67, 1935 nucleotides long. The record is from the annotation of a GenBank genome assembly. NCBI's taxonomy places the organism in Eukaryota, Viridiplantae, Streptophyta, Zygnematophyceae, Desmidiales, Closteriaceae.